CUCUAGCUGGCCAAGAAAUACAACAUGGUAAUUAUUUCUCCGAUUCUGGAGCGAGAUGCUCGGCACAGCACCCUGUGGAACACCGCCGUGGUGAUCUCUAACACCGGGAACGUCCUGGGAAAGACCCGGAAGAACCACAUUCCCAGGAUCGGAGACUUUAAUGAGUCCACGUACUACAUGGAGGGCGACAGCGGACACACGGUGUUUCAGACGCAGUUCGGGAACAUCGCCGUGAAUAUCUGCUAUGGCCGCCAUCACCCUCUCAACUGGUUCAUGUUCAGCAUGAACGGAGCGGAGAUCAUCUUCAACCCGUCAGCUACUGUCGGAGCGCUCAGUGAGCCCAUGUGGUCGAUCGAGGCGAGGAACGCAGCGAUCGCUAACCACUGCUUCACCUGCGCUAUAAACAGAGUGGGGACGGAAACUUUCAAAAGUGAAUUUACAUCUGGUGAUGGAAAAAAAG
Molecule: messenger RNA, 460 nt
Organism: Notothenia coriiceps (black rockcod)
Lineage: Eukaryota; Metazoa; Chordata; Actinopteri; Perciformes; Nototheniidae
Product: beta-ureidopropionase-like
Exons: 4
Molecular function (GO): beta-ureidopropionase activity
Source: RefSeq, a predicted model, not a curated record